GUUAUUUCCCACCAAUCAUUAUGAGCGUCCUACUUCGUGCUUUCGUUGUUGGCUAUACCGGCGAAACAGGCAAAGCUCUUGUCAAGGCGUUAGCCAAAGAUUCGCGAUAUGACGCAGUUACGCUAAUCGGACGGCGACAGGUUGACAAAAUAGACUAUGGAGUCGAAUCGGACGUGGCAGAGAAGAAAUUCUCUCAACAUGUGCUCGAUUUUGACAAGCUGGACGACCAUGCACUGCUGUUUUCUGACGCCGAUGUGGGGUUUGUUGCUCUCGGAACCACGUUGCAGAAGUCUGGCAGGGAGCAAAUGCGCAUUGUAGACCACGAUUAUGUAAUCAAAAUAGCAGAGCUGAGUUUGGCAUCUGGCUGCAAGGAGCUUCACGUUGUCAGCUCACAGGGUUCGAAUCCAAAGAGCACACUUUUCUAUUUGCGUCUGAAAGGAGAAACAGAAGAGGACCUGAAAGCUGUUGGCGUGUUUCCAAACUACCUUGCCAUCUAUCGUCCGGGCGUGUUGCUUUGUAAUCGCACGGAAUUUCGCCUUGGCGAACGGCUGUACAAAAUUCUAAUGAAACCAGUACACACUCUCUAUCCUCGUUGGCUCUCUGUUCCGGUAACCACACUCGCUCAGGCCAUGGUCAACGCACCUUUUUGUCUGGCUUCGAUUAUGCGUAAGAAAGCACGUGAUGCUGGUGAUGCGUAUGACCCGAAGGGUUCGAAUCCAAAGAGCACACUUUUCUAUUUGCGUCUGAAAGGAGAAACAGAAGAGGACCUGAAGGCUGUUGGCGUGUUUCCAAACUACCUUGCCAUCUAUCGUCCGGGCGUGUUGCUUUGUAAUCGCACGGAAUUUCGCCUUGGCGAACGGCUGUACAAAAUUCUAAUGAAACCAGUACACACUCUCUAUCCUCGUUGGCUCUCUGUUCCGGUAACCACACUCGCUCAGGCCAUGGUCAACGCACCUUUUUGUCUGGCUUCGAUUAUGCGUAAGAAAGCACGUGAUGCUGGUGAUGCGUAUGACCCGAAGGUGCUGAUCGUCAAUAAUGAUCAGUUGUUUGAUUUGGCUGCUGAAUCAGAUGACAAUUUCUCUUAGAGGCUGUGAUAUUUCACUCACAUUUUCCCAUUUUAAGUGGAGAACAUUGUAUAUUUCGUCCCGGUAUUUCUCCCUCACUUAUUUUCUACAUUAUCAAAUAGUCUUGACUGUGUCCACUUCACUUGUUUUUAUGAUUUUCUUCUUUUGUCUGGCAUCUAUCCACUCGAAUUCCUACACUCUCGAUGCGGUGUAGCUGGAUGGGG
Messenger RNA from Opisthorchis viverrini, 1288 nucleotides. RefSeq lists its product as hypothetical. Gene Ontology annotation, biological process: import into nucleus. The record is from RefSeq and is a predicted model, not a curated record. The transcript is spliced from 3 exons. Gene Ontology annotation, cellular component: cytoplasm. Lineage: Eukaryota; Metazoa; Platyhelminthes; Trematoda; Opisthorchiida; Opisthorchiidae. Bases 21 to 1085 code for a protein of 354 amino acids.